Messenger RNA from Aspergillus ochraceoroseus IBT 24754, 249 nucleotides. RefSeq lists its product as uncharacterized. The coding region runs from base 1 to 249 and encodes 82 amino acids. The record is from RefSeq and is a predicted model, not a curated record. NCBI's taxonomy places the organism in Eukaryota, Fungi, Ascomycota, Eurotiomycetes, Eurotiales, Aspergillaceae. The transcript has 2 exons.
AUGUCACUAUUCCACCCUGGCUUCACCCUCGCAAAGCCACCGACUGUCUUCCGGUAUAUCAAUCUUGCAGCAUACUCCCCGCUACUCGCGAUUGUAGGCAUCACACUUCUAGUGCCGAUCAAGGAUCUUACAAACAUAUGCCUCAUAAACCACUUCCAUUGCAAUUUUGUGUCAUCUCAAACCCACCAAAAGAAAAUGCGAACUCCAGCUCCUUCGGUGCUCGACACGAGCCACAAGUUCUACAAGUAA